UGAAGCUAUUUUUGCUAACUGUAUUUUUCUCUCUAUCAUCACAAACAUAGGAUAAACAGCUACCCCUCUUCGAAUAAAUGCAGAGAUGUCUGGUGCUAACGUCAAUUCUGGAGAUGACACACGAACAGUCUCCACGUCCUUCUGAGCAAAGGGUGGCAGCAACUGACUGUUUUCAUAAAACAUUUAGAAAUGCUUCAGCAAGUUUAUUAUCCACUUCAAAAACCAUUUCAAUCAGUUCCCAUCUUUUUUCUGCAACUGUGGCUUCCAUUUCUGUUGGUACAUUUUCAGCAUCAACUUUUUCUCCACUGGUUGAGAACUUUCCAUGGAUCGGCUCCCAUUCGAUCGAGUUUGUUAAUAAAGAACCCAAAUGGCACCGUCAAGAAUAUGCAGCGCCCUCUCCACUUCAAUCGUAAAAUCAACAUGACCAGGCGUAUCAAUUAUAUUAAUCUGAUAAUCUUUCCAGGUGCAACACAGGACAACAGAUUGGAUAAUAAUUCCUUUCUCUCUUUCUGAAUCCAUUGAGUCCAUCUCUGCUCUGACGCCGUCUUUGCCACGAAC
Molecule: messenger RNA, 558 nt
Organism: Durio zibethinus
Lineage: Eukaryota; Viridiplantae; Streptophyta; Magnoliopsida; Malvales; Malvaceae
Source: RefSeq, a predicted model, not a curated record